This is a messenger RNA of Penicillium arizonense, 1125 nucleotides long. Its product is annotated as alpha/beta hydrolase family protein. The record is from RefSeq and is a predicted model, not a curated record. Gene Ontology annotation, molecular function: 1-alkyl-2-acetylglycerophosphocholine esterase activity. Lineage: Eukaryota; Fungi; Ascomycota; Eurotiomycetes; Eurotiales; Aspergillaceae. The coding region runs from base 1 to 1125 and encodes 374 amino acids. The transcript has a single exon.
AUGCUUUUCAGUCUUCGUCUGCUGCCCAUUGUGGCUGUGUCUGUCUCUGCAGUGGUGAUCCCCAGCCCACCCGGAGAAUACGAUGUGUUUUACCACACGGCGAAAAUGGCCGAAAAAGCCAGAGCCGAUCCCUUUGAUCCCAAGCACGGACCGCGUGCAGUGAUGACUUCGGUAUUCGCUCCCACCCACUGCAAAGUCGAUCUCAAGAAGAUAGACUAUCUUCCCCCCGCAACAGCCGAAUACUACUCCCACCUCUACGGCGCAUACGGACUCCCCAAUGGUUCACUUCAAUCCAUAUCUUUCCAGGCGUGCCCAGAGCCGCCAAAAGGGCAUCACCUCCAGUUUCCCGUCGUGAUCUUCUCGCCUGGUCUCGGCACGACCCGGCUGUUCUACAAUGCUAUUGCACAGGCUGUGGCCAGCGCCGGGUACAUCGUGGUGUCUAUUGACCAUCCCUAUGAUACCGAGUUCCUAGAAUUUCCGGACGGAAGCGUCGUGACUGCCGCAAACAUCAGUGACGCGCAGGUUCCACUGGACGUCGCGACUCGGGCAGGAGAUGUGUCGUUCGUGCUGGAUCAACUGAGCACAAAGGCCGGCGUAGCAGCUCUACUCCCUGGAACCGGGGCUGCUGGUCUGAAAACCCGGCGAGUCGCGGCGUACGGUCACUCGGUCGGGGGUGCAGCCAUCGCCGAAGCCAUGCAUUUGGACCGCCGGAUUGUUGUCGGGGCGAACCUGGACGGGUCAAUGUUUGGACCAGUUGUUCAACAUGGGCUUCGGGGUCCAUUCCUCCUGUUCGGACAUGAGAAUAAAACCCAGACGACAGACCCGACAUGGGCAGACUUUUGGUCAAAUCUACGCGGGUGGAGAUUAGAAUUGGAACUAGCUAAGGCUCAACAUUAUACCUUCUCCGACUUGCCGUUCCUAUUGAAGCUUCUAGGUUUGCCUGUUCAGAAGGUCCUGGCCAUUCAAACGAUGGUUGGAACUUUGGAUGGGCUCAAGGCAUUUGAAAUUGUUCACCGAACCGUCGUUGCCUUUUUGGGCUUUGGGCUUCCCCAAGCACCGCCGAGUUCGCUUCAAGAGGUCAUUUCCCAGUACUCGGAGAUAUCGGUCUUUGCGCGCGGUAAAUGA